This is a messenger RNA of Eleginops maclovinus (Patagonian blennie), 2192 nucleotides long. RefSeq names its product syntaxin 11b, tandem duplicate 1 (gene stx11b.1). Lineage: Eukaryota; Metazoa; Chordata; Actinopteri; Perciformes; Eleginopidae. The record is from RefSeq and is a predicted model, not a curated record. Gene Ontology annotation, molecular function: SNARE binding; SNAP receptor activity. Gene Ontology annotation, cellular component: presynaptic active zone membrane; endomembrane system; plasma membrane. Gene Ontology annotation, biological process: synaptic vesicle fusion to presynaptic active zone membrane; exocytosis; intracellular protein transport. The transcript has 2 exons. Bases 455 to 1363 code for a protein of 302 amino acids.
AGUUGAUGUUAACGUUGUCAUAAAUCUUUGUCAAAGACACGUUUUGGGUUUGCUUAAGAUUUUCAAACAAUUCCGAUUUAAUAGAACAAGAGGCCUACACUAUGCAAUUGCCACUUCUCUGGCUCAUACACACCAGCUGCUCUUUCUCCACCCAAUUGACUCUGCUGACAUGCAGCGUCACUGCAAAGGCCAAACUGAUCGUAACCGACCGGUCUUCAUUCCUGAAGUCACAUCAUUACAGGCGCAUGGCGUGGCGCAAUCCAUCCCUCAACAAAAUCACAGUUGAAUACCAGUUCUGGCUCCAUAGACUGCAGCUGUAGGGCUCUUUGUUCCUGUUCACAGCCCUGAGCAGUCGACUUCCCAACUGUAGGAUGUUGUUGUGGCACCACGGCCACCUUACAUUAAAAGACAAACUUUGAUAUCUGCGUGGACAUAGGAGCACAUCAGCCCAACCAUGAGGGACAGACUGAGCAAACUGCAGGAAAUUUCCAGCGAACCCGUGGAGCAUAUGGAGAUGGAGAUGGAGUACGCGGAGUCCACUGUCUCCGAGUCCUUCAGUAACGUGGACCUGGAGGAGGAGUUGACGCAUGAGGCUGUGGUGUUUGACAACAGCCCCGCUCUGGAUGAGGUCUUUUCCCAGUCGCAGGACAUCCAUAGAGAGGUCCAGCUCAUCCGACUGGAUAUCAAAAGGCUUCGCGAGCAUAACUCCCGCAUGGUCGGUGGGGUCACCACCAUGAGCACUAUCAAAAGGGACUCAAACGCUAUUGGUGCUGACAUAAAGUCUCGAGCUGAGGAGGUGCUGGCACGCCUGCAGGUCAUGGAAGGCAAGGCACAAAAGCUUGAUGAAGAAUAUGGCUCACAUUCUGCUGUAACACGAAUUGCAAGAACCCAGUAUGCUAGCCUCAGCAAUGGUUUCCGCGACACCAUGUUUGACUAUAAUGAGGCUGAGAUGAGCCAUCGAGACAACUGUAAAGCCCAGAUCCAGAGGCAAAUGGAGAUAGUGGGACGCGAAGUGUCAGGAGAGGAGCUGGAGGAGAUGAUAGAGAAAGGUCAGUUGAACAUCUUUAAUGACAACAUUAUGGCUGAAGGUAAAACGGCUCGAUCAGCUCUGUCACAGAUUGAGAAACGCCACCAAGAGUUGAUUGACCUGGAGUCGCGUAUCCAAGGCAUCCAUGAUAUUUUCCUGGACAUUGCCCUGCUGGUGGAGGAGCAGGGCCCCAUGUUGAACGCCAUCCAAACGAACGUGCAGAAGACGGACGAAGGCAUACAGGAGGCCCUCGUUAAACUCGGCAGGGCAAAACGUCAUGACAAAAACAACCCCUUUAGAAAGAUGUUUUGCAGCUGUUUCCCAUGCGUUGACUAAUGACUGUAAAGUACAAACAGGGGUAGAGUGAUUUGCGAAAUUAAAAUGCUAUCUAGACAAGGAAAAGUUGGGAAUUUCAAGAACGUUUUCUGUAUGUUUCAACUGUACAAACUUCAUAUUGUCAUAAAGUCUUUAUUGUUAUUGCCUGUAGAUUUAAAGAUAAUAAUACAAACCAGGAUUCAAAAUAAAGGUCUGAUGAAGGUUAAAACUAUUGUGUCUAUAUUGAGAGGCAAGGGUAAAAUAUUUAAAUAUUGUAUUUAAGUGAUCCCUUGAUGUCUGUAAUGUUUGAUAUCUCAAAUCCAAAUUCAUUACCCCAUGAUGCAGGUCGGAUAGAGACAUCGAGCAACUAGUAUUUGAAAAUAUUGUUCAUGUUUUAAUGUCUGCUGAUUCCACAUGUCAGGGAUGUAAUCACAUAGAAGAAUGCAAUGACUGCAAUAUGUAAGUUCAUGUAAACUAAUUGUUUCUGAGAUGAUAUUUUCUCAUGUCUGAUGAAGCCUUUUAGCUCAUUAAAUGUGUCACUUCAUCUCAAUUCCUUGGACUUACGGCUGAAAGAAGUUGUAUAGGUUAUUGAUUUUUGAUGAAAUUGUUCAUAUAUUCUGCAUUCUUCUCUAUAUAUAAAUUAUAAAAAUAUUGGGUCAAUAGAAACCAGCCAUUUUGUGUUGCAUGUUGUCCACAUUGCAUAACACUUAUCCCCAUCUCCCAUUAUUCUCAUAUCUUUACUGUACCUGGAUCUGUUACAUUACACUGCUAUUUUAUGAUUGUAAGUACAGUAUGAUAAUACCUUUCUUUUAUGGUGUCAUAUAUUACAUAAAUAGUUAUAUUAAAGAUG